GUUAGAGGUCGGGGCAUUCGAGACUCGGUUGUGGAUUUGUCAAAAAGUCAUCCUAACUUAGCUUCAUUACAAUUUUCACUGAAGAGUAUUUCUUCGGAGAUAUAUAUUGUUGAUUUUUCUUUCGUUUUAACUAGAUUCCGCCAUGAAGGUCGCGCCGGCCAGCCACUUGUCGCAACGCGGUUCUCACGCCGCCAACUACGGGGACUUCAUCAUGACUUAUUUCAAGGAGGCUCUUAAGAAUGCUUACCAUCCGAAGCUUAAUCCAAAGGGCAUCAUCAACAUGGGCACGGCGAUCAACCGCUUAAUGGAGACAGAACUGGCCGCCCGCAUUACCCAAGGAGACGCCCUCGCCUACACGCCCACACACCAACACUACUACGAACUCUCUGGCACUGCUCACCUAAGACAGGCACUCGCGGGGUUCUUCACAAGGCACUUUUGCCCCGGCAGGAGUUCUCCGGAUAAUCUGGUGGUGAUGAACGGCGUGGGGGCGUGUCUGGACUCCCUCGGCCACGCCAUCUGCGAUCCCGGCGACGUCCUCCUCACGCCGACGCCGGUCUAUGGCCGCAUCUUCACCGAUUUCUGCGACAGGUCCUUGGUGUGUGUGGAACCUAUCGACACGUCACAAAAGGCCGACGUCGAUGGCAUGACCUUCGCCCUGCGCCCGGAGGUCGUCGAGGAGCGGAUUGUCCAGCUGACCUCGGAGGGCAAGAAGGUUCGAGGUCUUGUGCUCCUUCAUCCCCACAACCCUCUCGGUACCUCCUACAGUCCUGAGCUCCUUCGGAAGAUCUUCGCCGUCUGCGCUAGGCACCAGAUGCACGUCAUUGUGGACGAGAUCUACGCCCUUUCUGUAUUCGACUCCUCAGCUCCUCACCACAGUGUCCUUUCCCUGAAUGAUCUUCCGGACCCUGACAGAACGCACGUGCUCUGGGGUCUCACGAAGGAUUUCGCUCUUGCCGGUUUCCGAGUAGGUGUCAUCCACACGCAAAAUAAAGAGCUUUUGCAAUGUCUUCGAGCAGUGGCUACAUACCAGUGCACGCCCCACCUCAUCCAGCACGCGGCAGCAACACUUCUCAACGACGUAGACUGGUGCGACAAGUUUUACCUUCCCACCAACCAAAGGAGGAUGCAAGAGGCAUACACGAAGGCCCAGAAGCGUUUGGAAGGAAUGGGCGUAAAAGUGAGGAAAUCUCAGGCAGGUUUCUUCGUCUGGGCCAAUUUGCAAUCGUUUCUUCACCCUUGCACCGAGGAGGAAGAGCUAAAACUGUUCGAAGAGCUGUUCGAGAGCGGUCUCUUCCUCGUCCCAGGAUCCAAACUCUACUGCGUGAAUCCUGGUUGGUUCAGGUUCAUCUUCACCAUUGCACCCGAGGAUUUAGACGAAGCCCUGAACAAAGUAGAACUCGUGUUAUGCCGCAGAAGAACACCCAGGAAACACCGACCCGUUGCUCUUUAAGUCCUGAAACAGACACAUUGAGACAGACUUAGUUCUGCAAGUCUAAUGAAAUAAGUUUAAUUUAAAAAUCUAUUCUGUAUUGGUUUAGACGCUAGUGGAUUUAAUGACAUUUUAUAUACUAUUUUUGUAAACUUUUUUAAAAAAAUUUUUUGUUCUAAACUCGUCUUAUGAAGAUAGUCAUAAAGAUUCAUUAAAUUCGAUUUCAUAUUGUGAUGUUAUAAUGCACAAAGGAAGUUCUUGAUAGAUAUGCCUAUUGCGGUGUUUUGUUCUUAUUAUUUUUACACAUUUUCCUCGGUCUCACUUUUUCUAUUUAUUUAUAUGUAAAUAAAAAGUCUAGAACGGUUUCCAUUCAAAUAUUACGUUCCGUGUUAUAUGUAAAUACUGUAAAGAAAACGUUUAUAUCUAUUUAUAUUAAUAACGAUAUAUAUUUGUAAGCUAUUUAUUGCCUGCAUAGACAUCUCUAAGAGAUGCAAUUUACAGGUUCUUUGUAAGAUCAAGUGUACAGGAAUUAGUC
Molecule: messenger RNA, 1967 nt
Organism: Penaeus monodon (black tiger shrimp)
Lineage: Eukaryota; Metazoa; Arthropoda; Malacostraca; Decapoda; Penaeidae
Product: probable inactive 1-aminocyclopropane-1-carboxylate synthase-like protein 2
Biological process (GO): biosynthetic process; amino acid metabolic process
Molecular function (GO): transaminase activity; pyridoxal phosphate binding
Source: RefSeq, a predicted model, not a curated record